ACUCCCCUCAGUCAUUAGCCCAUGUGACAAAAGGACGUUGGAAAGUUACGAGGCCAGUUUAACUGAAGGCAUCUGACAAGAAUUACAAAUUUUCUACUCUAGCCUAUUCAAAUGGGGACAUGUUUAUUGUUUGUUUUUUUACCCUGCGGAUAUGCAGGAUUAUUGUAUUGAACUUAAAUGUAAUGAUUGGUUGAAGAAGAUCAAUAGGCUGCUGUUGUGUAUAUACCGUGAAGUAUUUUCCAUUUUAUUUUAGAAAAGUUUUAGUACAAAACCUUUUUAAUCGUGGGACUAUUAACUCGUAGGCUAUUGUCUUUUCAAUGUUUUAAACAUCCCGAGGCACACAGGAACUGUCCGAGAGAAAGUGAACACCGAAUGCGCGCCCUUAGCGGUGUCAAGGAGUCAUUUCUGCUUAGGGUAAAUUACGGGGCAUUUGCGUCAUUUCACUUUCAAAGUCAUAUUAGCCUUUUGAGGUCAGUUUAAAAAAAUCCUAGGUGACCACUCACAGACACAUCUGUGUGACCAUGCUACAAAAUGGUAACGGUAAGGAGCAACCUUCUGAAUCGCCGAAGGCUGAGCCAAAACUUGACACCACAUCAGAACCUCAAACCGAACCAGACUCAACUGACAACGCGGCGCCGGCUGCACAGGAAGACACGAAUUCCACGCAAUUCCCUAUGCCCGUUUACCCAAAAUUGGAGAUAAAGCGUAACGCGGUGACAGACGAGUAUAAGAUCUCCAGUCAGGUCCUUGGGUUGGGGAUCAAUGGGAAGGUUCUGGAAUGCACCAAUAAGAAGACUGGGGAGAAGUGCGCACUGAAGAUCCUCUAUGACAGUCCCAAGGCGAGGCGGGAGGUUGAGCUACACUGGCGGGUGUCGGGGGGGCCAUACAUCGUUCGCAUUCUCAGUCUGUACGAGAACAUGCAUCAUGGGAAGAAGUGCCUGCUCAUCAUCAUGGAAUGUAUGCAAGGUGGAGAACUGUUCAGCCGGAUCCAGGCCAGAGGGGACCAGGCUUUCACUGAGAGAGAGGGCUCAGAGAUCAUGCGGGAUAUUGGCACGGCCAUCGAGUUCCUCCACAACAUGAACAUCGCACACAGAGACAUCAAGCCUGAGAACCUGCUGUACACCCAUCAGGAGCUCAAUGGUACUCUCAAACUGACAGACUUUGGCUUCGCUAAGGAGACCACGCACAACCUCCUGCAGACCCCCUGCUACACCCCUUACUACGUGGCCCCUGAGGUUUUGGGCCCGGAGAAAUAUGACAAGUCGUGUGACAUGUGGUCUCUGGGUGUCAUCAUGUACAUCCUGCUGUGUGGGUUCCCUCCAUUCUAUUCUAACACAGGCCAAGCCAUCUCUCCAGGGAUGAAGCGGAGAAUCAGGCUGGGCCAGUACGAGUUCCCAAAACCUGAGUGGGCUGAAGUGUCAGAGGAAGCCAAACAGUUGAUCAAUCAGCUGCUGAAGACAGACCCCAACGAGAGAAUGACCAUCACACAGUUUACGAACCACCCCUGGAUCAAUCAGUCCAUGGUUGUUCCCUCCACACCGCUCCACACAACACGGGUCCUGACUGAGGACAGAGAGAUGUGGGAUGACGUGAAGGAUGAGAUGACCAGUGCUCUGGCCACCAUGCGUGUGGAUUACGACCAGGUGAAGAUCAAAGACCUGGACACUUCCAGCAACCCUCUGCUCAACAAGAGGCGCAAGAAGGCCGCUGCCGGGGGCAAAUUGGGAGGCACCGUCUGCAACAGCCAGUGAGAGACUGACAUGGGAGGGAAACCACACCCGGAACAGCAGAAAAAGUGGAAGGGAAGCCGAGAGGAAGGAGGGUAGAUACAACUGGAACAGCUGAUAGGAAAAAAGUUGUGGGAGGUCUGGGCAGGAAUGUGUAGAAGAGACUUAGCAUGCGGAGUGUGUACAUACAGCAGAGGGGGAAGAGGGGGGUACUGCUAGGGAACAGCAAGGAAAUGUGAUUUGAAGCUUCUCAGCAAUCAGUUGAACUGAAGGACACAUGAAGUGAUGACAAAGUCUGCAUCUCUUAUCAACAGGCCUUCAUACUGUUGGCCUUCCAUAAUUUUAACUUGAUUGUGUUUUUGUGUAUGUGCAUGUUAAUUUGAAAGGUUGUUCAGGAUCUGCUCUAUAUAAGUUCAUGUAUAUUUUUUGUGUGUGUUGGUAAGGGAGAACGGGGUUGGUUGUCUCACGGGUUGGUUGUCACAGUGCUAAUUACUCCCAAUCUAAAUGGCAAUGUGUAAUUUGUAAGGUAAAAAUGUGUGAAUUAUUUGAAGGAAUUCAUCCAACUGAUCAAUACAUGUCAGCAUGACAAAACAUUGAGAUGACGGGAAUUUAUGUUUUUCAUAGGUGGAAGUAAAAUAUAUAUAUAUUGGUAUUUUCUUUGUAAAUGUUUGUGGGAGUAUCCAUGAACAAUUAUGUUUGUUGAAAAGAGGAAAGGGAGAACUAUAUUUCAAACAUAUUUCUGAGUUCCAAGGUCUAGCCAUGUGGUAGCCAGCAUCUUCGUUAGUUUUGGGGAGCUGGUUGGGGAUGGUUGUUACUUGGAAUGUGGGGUUGGUUGUCACUAUCAACUCCAUUAUAAUACAUCCCAAGCUCUUUUGUGCUUGUGCUAUAAAGAGCUCAUUUAGUUUCCUCUCCCUCACUCACAUAUUUUUUUCAAACACACAAAUUUACUCAAAAUGCCAUAUUUUAUUCUCACGGCAUAAAAUGCUGAAUUUUAUUCAGAAUAUUUCUAAGACUAUACUAUAUUGCUUAAUUUCCUGUUACAAAAGCCAUAAUCUACCAGCAAACAGGCACUGUCCCACUGUGCACACACUGGUUGAAUCAACAUUGUUUCCACAUCAUUCAGUACAACAGGUAGCCUAGUGGUUAAGGGCCUGUAACCGAAAGGUUGCUGGAUCAAAUCCCUGAGCUGACAAGUUAAAAAGCUGUCGUUCUGCUCCUGAACAAGGCAGUUAACCCACUGUUCCUAGGUUGUCAUUGAAAAUAAGAAUUUGUUCUUAACUGACUUGCCUAGUAAAAUAAAGGUUAAAAAAAAAUCCAUUCAAUGAAUUGAUGUCUGUGCCCAGUGGGGUGUGACAUCCAAUCCCACGAGUGUGUUUGAUGGAUGGAGAAAGACCAAGGUAUUGGCUUCAAAUGGAGACUGUUUUCAAUCCCCAUGAAUUAUUCCAACAUGGAGUUAUAACUCCAUGUUGGAAUAAUUCAUGACUAUAGAAAACAGUCUCCAUUUGAAGCCAAUACCUUGGUCUUUCUCCUAAUAUUGAAAAGAGUUUAUAAGAUCUACUGGUGCUGAGAAAUACACACAAGACCAACCCCGGUCUCCCUUAAUGAUGAUGAGCUGUGCUGGAUCGCCUAUCCAUUUCAGGUUCUUUCUCUUUCCAAUGCACAAUAGAGGAGCACAUAUCACAGAUCAUACACCUGAAAACAUGGGUGCAUGGUGGAAAUGAUGAUGAGACAGUUAACGAGACAGACCAACCAUUGACUGUCAGUGAAGCCAUCACACUCUAGUCUAGAUUAUCUGUGCUGUUUUGUUACAAUGUCUGUUUUUUGGUCCUUUUUUCAGCGAUUAAAACAAACUUUGGAA
Molecule: messenger RNA, 3585 nt
Organism: Oncorhynchus masou masou (cherry salmon)
Lineage: Eukaryota; Metazoa; Chordata; Actinopteri; Salmoniformes; Salmonidae
Product: MAP kinase-activated protein kinase 3-like
Exons: 10
Coding region: 522-1751 (409 amino acids)
Biological process (GO): protein autophosphorylation; intracellular signal transduction; peptidyl-serine phosphorylation
Cellular component (GO): cytoplasm; nucleus
Molecular function (GO): calmodulin binding; calcium/calmodulin-dependent protein kinase activity; calcium-dependent protein serine/threonine kinase activity
Source: RefSeq, a predicted model, not a curated record